AUGUCAUCGUUGCCAAUGUAUCGCCCUAUGCCUCGAAGAAACGCCGAAGGGCAGGUUUCUCUUGCCAAAUGGCCUACCACAACAUCAUCUCGCUCGCCCGCAUCUCCUUGGGAUGUAGAUGAUUCUACAGCUCAAACAGUCAGCAGAUUAAAUUCGUACUUUGGGUUUCGCCCGCCAUCAACCUACAGGAAGCCGGUAGCAACCUCGCCUGACCAAGCGGCCGGCUAUUCACCAGAACUUCCGCAACUUUGCCCAGAUCGAACUCCUGAACUUCGGCACGAUACCCCUUCAGAAGCCAGGGCGCGAACGUCGUCGUUCGGCCCAGAGACGCCGCCAAUGAUUUUUGACACGUCCUUUCCGAAUGAACCUCACGUCCAACCCCUGACCCCAGCCCGACACGGCCCUUCCCACCUGCGCUCGUACUCGGACGGCUGCAGUCUCCAAAGCUUUCGAACCGAUUACCGAGCAGAGUCGGAAGUUUCAAAUGCGGAACAAGACUACAAGCAACAUCUACACACUGCGUUGAUGCCUCGAGCUGGAGACAGCCUUCACACUCAAUCAUCUACCCAAGAAACAUCUUCUCCACAUCAUAGUUACACCGUCAACCUGACACGCGAUAACCGAGCUGUAACCCUCUGCUUGACAUCGGGCGCAUCUCCGAAUCCGUCCACCCCAACAAUCACUUGUUUUCGGCAAACCUACCUUCCUCUCGGUGGACAGUAUGCCGAGUUCUUCAAGGCAUCCGAAGCCCUUGCCUUGCUCCAACAUAUGGUGAAUGCCCCAUCUCAACCUACCGUGCCUCUUUCAAGGCGGGAGCGCUCUGAAUUGAUGUUCCGUAUGCGCACAUCGCAGGGUAGCAUGGUUCUAGGUGAUCCAUGUUCCAACGCCCGAGCAUGGACAAGCUUUUUUUCUGCAGAACUCGCUGCUGGAAGGGUCUGGGAAGCUGGCACUAUUAUUUUUCCUUGGGCGAUGCUCCAAAAGCUGAUGAACUCGUUGAACUCCGAGUGCGGUCGAAAAAGAAGAAUGCAAACGAGGAUGGCCACACCCCAUGUCAGACAAGACAUGGAGGACGACUUCGGAUCACGAGCUCAUUUUCAACAUAGUCAAACGGUCGAUUCCCAUCCUGUUUCUCUGCAGUUGACCAACGAGUCUGAGCUCUCGGCAAUAGAGACGGUCGGAGACCGCAACUCAGUCUCUUCGAUGUCUCCUCCGCCUCAUACGCCAACAGAACCCAACCCAGCGGCAAGGAUACCGUUUAUGCGGGACCGGGUAAGAUCACCGGUGUCAUCAGCCAGCCCUAUCCGCCGCAGGCGACAGAACUCUGAGCCGAUCCGGAGAUUAAGUCUGUCCCCGCCGCGCAUUGCGCUGCUCAAGUCCAACCCCUGCCGGCAGAGCUUGCGCCGACUGCAUGCCGCUUCGGCGCCCUCGCAGUUGGUAUUUUACGACUCUAUUCGUACGUGGCCUACAAGUUCGUACCGCUCAAGGGUCAGACUGCCGCCUUGUUCCAAAUUCUUGGAGCUAGCGGCCGCCGACCAUCAGGGGACAAACCCACGCAACCCGAUCGUUCUGUGA
This is a messenger RNA of Colletotrichum truncatum, 1572 nucleotides long. RefSeq lists its product as uncharacterized. Lineage: Eukaryota; Fungi; Ascomycota; Sordariomycetes; Glomerellales; Glomerellaceae. The record is from RefSeq and is a predicted model, not a curated record.